AUGGGUGAAGAUGAAGAAGAAGACCCUGAAGAAAACCCUGAAGAAGACCCUGAAGAAGGGGAAACAAUGAAGGUGGCACGAAUUUGGUUUAAAUCUCUCCAAGCUAGGAAAGAGGCGAAAGUGAAUGGAGUUCCCAUUCGUCUUGUACGUGCUGCGAACCAUCGGAUUGUUUUGUUAGUGAGAGGCCUUGAUCCUGAAAAGUCAGAAUCAGAUAUCAAGGCUCAACUAACAAAACAUUUUGAUUCGUGCGGUGGGAUCAAGAAAAUCUUUAUUCCUAAAGAUGAAAACGGUCGCUGUUUAAGUUUUGGAUACGUCUUUAUGGUUCAGGAAGGUCAUAAAGCAGAGAUGAAGGAUUCAUCUGUAAUGGAAGGUGGUGGUGUGAUCAGGGUCUCAGAUUGCACCCUCCAGGCGAGGUUUAAGAAAAUUAAGGAAAAGAUGGAGGCGGAGGGGUGGGUGAAUUCUGAGGAAGAGGAAGAGGAAGAGGAUGAGGAAGAUGGGAUAGUGUUUGGGGAUGAAGAGAUUGAGGAUGAUGAUUCAGAGGGUUCUGAGUAGGUAAAUAAAUUCAGAGGAUGGUUGGUUUAGUUAUUAAGGGUUUGGUCAUUUUGUUAUAGACCUAAACAAUCUAUCUAUCUAAUUAUAAAGUA
Messenger RNA from Brassica napus (rape), 644 nucleotides. RefSeq lists its product as uncharacterized. Gene Ontology annotation, molecular function: nucleic acid binding. The transcript is spliced from 4 exons. The record is from RefSeq and is a predicted model, not a curated record. Bases 1 to 552 code for a protein of 183 amino acids. NCBI's taxonomy places the organism in Eukaryota, Viridiplantae, Streptophyta, Magnoliopsida, Brassicales, Brassicaceae.